Molecule: messenger RNA, 1635 nt
Organism: Darwinula stevensoni
Lineage: Eukaryota; Metazoa; Arthropoda; Ostracoda; Podocopida; Darwinulidae
Source: the annotation of a GenBank genome assembly
CUUCUUUUCAUCAUGGCCGCGUCCAGGAUCUCACGAUACACGUGAUCAUUUGCUCCAUCGUGCUUCUGCCACGUAAGAGUUUAGACCCAGUCCUUGGACAUCCACGCUUGGCCUGUACGGACAUCGGUUGGGGACAAUAUAUCUUCAUGGCUCUGAACUUCGUCUCCGUUGUGAUUCUAACAGCAUUUCUUCCCUUGAUUCUCCUGAAAAUGGUUUUCCAUUGGCACAGAAAGACUGGAAGAAGGAAGACAGUGGGAUUCUUUCACCCAUACUGCAAUGCAGGAGGGGGAGGUGAAAAGGUGAUGUGGUGUGCUAUCAAUGCGCUGCAAAAGAAAUAUCCAAAGUGGGAAUUCGUGAUCUACACUGGAGAUGUGGAAAGCCCACCCAACCUAAUUCUCAAGAAUGCCAAGGAAAGGUUCAACAUUUCACUGGAACGAGGAGUCACCUUUGUUUACCUACGAACAAGAUUCUUAGUGGAAGCCAAAAUGUACCCAAUAUUCACCCUUCUUGGGCAAAGUAUAGGCUCUGUCAUUCUUGGGUUAGAGGCAUUGUUCAGGUUCCUUCCAGAUGUGUAUGUGGACAGCAUGGGAUAUGCCUUUACCUUCCCUCUGUUCAAGUACAUUGGAGGAUGCCACAUUGCUUGUUAUGUUCAUUAUCCAACAAUCAGCACAGACAUGCUACAUCUGAUCCAGUCAGGUGCAGCUACGUACAACAACCGUGCUGUUGUUUCCAGGAGUCCACUACUCAGCCGAUGCAAGCUCAUAUACUAUCAAUUCUUUGCUGCCAUCUAUGGGUUUGUUGGGUCCAGAGCUGAUCUCAUCUUGGUUCACCUGGUCUAUCCACCUUGUCAGACAGAGGAACUUUCAUCUCUCCCCCUUCUCAAUGAUGAUGAAAAGCCAAGAUGGGACAUCGUGUCUGUGGCUCAGUUCCGACCUGAGAAGAAUCAUGAGCUGCAAUUAAGAGCCUUCAAAUGCCUGUUGGAAAAAGCAAAAGCAUUAAAGAUGAAAACAGAGAAUCUUCACUUGAUUCUGAUUGGUGGAUGUCGGCAUGCAGAAGAUGAGAUGAGAGUGAAUCUUCUCAAGGAUCUGGCCAAGACCCUUGACAUUGAUGAUCAGGUCCAAUUUCAUCUCAAUGUUUCCUUCUCAGAACUUAAGGAGGCCUUCCAGAAUGGCACCAUUGGCCUUCAUACCAUGUGGAAUGAACAUUUUGGAAUUGGAGUUGUGGAUGGGAUGGCAGCUGGCCUUAUCAUGGUGGCUCACAAUUCAGGAGGCCCCAAGAUGGACAUUGUAAUCAGUCAUGGAGGGAACAGAACUGGAUUCCUUGCUGAUGAUGAAGAAUCCUUUGCUGGUGCCAUCCUGGAAGUGAUGAAAAUGAGCUCAGAGGAGAAGCGUACUAUUCAGCUGGCUGCCAGGCAAGUUUUCCCCUUGUGGAGGGAGUCAGUGGAGAGAUUCUCCAUGGCUCGUUUUGAGGAAUCCAUCUUGAACUGCUUCAGGAUGCUUCUCUCUGAGUGAAAAUAUGGGUUUGUUUUCCAAGAUCUGUGAUCCAUUGAACCAGUUUAUAUAUUUCCACAUUUUCCACAUGGAUUUUUGUUGUGAUUAGGAGUUGAAUGAGAAUGAAAUGAUAAUUUAAUCCUGA